Molecule: messenger RNA, 2038 nt
Organism: Trematosphaeria pertusa
Lineage: Eukaryota; Fungi; Ascomycota; Dothideomycetes; Pleosporales; Trematosphaeriaceae
Product: ATP-dependent RNA helicase-like protein dbp9
Exons: 5
Coding region: 14-1780 (588 amino acids)
Molecular function (GO): nucleic acid binding; RNA helicase activity; ATP binding
Source: RefSeq, a predicted model, not a curated record
CGACGACUUGACAAUGCCAGCCAUGAAGCGUAAAUUGAAUGCACGCAAUGAACCGGAAACGUCCGAUUCUCUCUCAUCCCCUGCCCAGCCCGCCCAAAAAGCCGCAGACCCCUCCCCGAAAUCUGCAACGCCCACCUUUUCUACCUUUGGCCUUGACGGAAGACUUUUGCGCGCAGUACGUUCACAGCACUGGUCUGAUCCCACGCUUGUUCAAGUAAGAGCGAUACCUCUGGCGCUUGAAGGAAAGGACAUACUGGCGCGGUCUGGAACAGGCACCGGAAAGACUGCAGCAUACCUCCUUCCCAUCCUCCAUAACGUACUACGCCGAACCGGAAACCGCGAAACGUCUUCUCUCAUCCUCGUCCCUACUAAAGAACUCGCCCUACAAGUCACGAAGGUCGCCCAGUCGCUCGCCGCAUUUUGCGAUGUCCGGGUACAGAACCUAGCCAGCAAGGAGUCAGAGGUGGUACAACGCGCAAAGCUUGCGGAUCUGCCACAGAUAGUGGUUGCUACGCCGGCACGAGCGGCGGCGAAUAUGAAUAAUGGGGCGCUAUCGCUGAAGAGCCUCGCGCACCUGGUUGUGGACGAAGGGGAUUUGGUUAUGGGAUAUGGAUUCAAAGAGGACCUCGACUACAUCUCCCAGAACAUACCAAAAGGAGUUCAAAUCUUCUUGAUGAGCGCCACCCUCAACACGGACGUGGACGCUGUGAAGGGCUUGUUUUGUCGGGAUCCGGUCUUGUUGGACUUAGGCGCCCUUGAGAAGGACUCGCAGCAGGUCAAGCAAUACGUCAUCAAAUGUGCAGAAGAGGAGAAGUUUCUCCUCGCGUAUGCCCUUUUCAAGCUCGAUUUGAUCAAAGGCAAAACAAUUGUAUUUGUCGGGGAUGUCGAUCGUUCCUACAGAGUCAAGCUCUUCCUCGAACAGUUUGGCAUAAAAGCUUGCGUCUUAAACGCCGAACUCCCCCUGACCAGCCGGCUACACAUAGUUGAAGAGUUUAACAAGAACAUAUACAACAUUCUCAUCGCCUCCGAUGACACCGAGAUUCUCGGCACCGAGAAGAAAAGCGACGAAUCGAGGCCGAGGAAGAAGGCCAAGACGGACGACGGCAGGCCGGACUUUGGCAUCUCACGCGGCAUCGAUUUCCGGAACGUUUCUUGUAUUCUGAAUUUUGACAUGCCUUCAUCCCGAAAGGCCUACGCCCACCGUAUUGGGCGCACAGCUCGCGCUGGCAAAUCUGGAACGGCUAUAUCCCUAGUCAUUCCCAAGGAUAAGUUCAAAAAGCACAAGCCCACUUCAUUUCUGGGCUGCGAGAACGACGAGAAAGUGCUCGAGAAGAUCGAAAAGCACCAGACAGAAGGCUCUGGGCUAGAGGAUUACAAAUUCGACAUGAAGCGUCUGGAGCCGUUUCGCUAUCGAUUCGCGGAUGCCCUACGAGCGGUGACGCGCAUAGCCGUGCGCGAGGCGCGCGUCAAGGAGAUCAGGAUGGAGCUUGCGAAGAGCCAGAAGUUGAGCCGGUACUUUGAAGAACAUCCCGACGAACUCGCACACCUUCGGCACGACCAGACGCUCAACCAUCCAGCGAGGAUUCAGGCCCAUCUUAAGCACGUUCCUGACUAUCUGUUACCGGGUGGCAAGAAGUCCCAGGACAUUGGCUUCGUCAGCUUGAACAAGCCUAAGCCCAGGAGGUUCGUACAGAGGAAGGGCAAAAAGGUGGUGAGGGGGAAGAAUGGCAAGAUCGACCCGCUGAAGACGUUCAACGCAAGAGGAAGAGGCAAGAAGUGAAAGUCACGUGUCAAGACGGCUUCUUAUGUCGCGAGGGAGGACGGAAUCUGAGUCUUUAGGAGCCGACAAAUGUUAGAUGAGGAGCUUCUCACUCGUCCUGGGCUAUGUACACGGCUAUGUUGAGCAGAUAGGACACCGAAGAGAAGCCGACUGAUUCAAGGCUAUGGCCACAGGUGGAUAUCGGAAGGGUGAUAGUGUGCGAAGUUGAGAAUCCGCCUACGGAAAAAUUACUACUCAAAAGAUAUAUUUUAUCAAUCC